Messenger RNA from Glarea lozoyensis ATCC 20868, 828 nucleotides. RefSeq lists its product as uncharacterized. Bases 1 to 828 code for a protein of 275 amino acids. NCBI's taxonomy places the organism in Eukaryota, Fungi, Ascomycota, Leotiomycetes, Helotiales, Helotiaceae. The transcript is spliced from 2 exons. The record is from RefSeq and is a predicted model, not a curated record.
AUGUCGGUAUUUUCCAAAAUCAAGCAGGGCAGAAAGGCCGCCAAAGAUCACAAGGCGAAGAAGGAGGAGGAGAAAAAGGAGAAUGAACAGCCAGUGGCCAAGCAACCAUACAAACACGUCCCGACACACGCCGCCGUCGAUGCUCUCAGUGGUGCACCCUCUAGCUGGAAGGCCGAGGAUCGAUCCAAGAUCAAGCAACAUCACCAACGCCGAAGCCAGAUGACCAUCAGUCGCACCCAGAGUACCCUGUCGACAACCUCAUACAUCAAUGCAGCGGCUGGCCCGAGCACGGUACCAGAGCUGCCACGCAACACCAGCUACGAUAGUUACAAUCCAACGUGGUUUGACCGAGGAGGAGAUGUCUACCAUGAGCCUGCGAGACGGCAUCCACAGAAACGAGGUCACUCAUACCACGAUUCGGGAAUGGGUGCCAGCAUUCGCCCUUCCCCUCUCGCUUCCAAUAUUCACAGUGAAGAUGUCUCGCCGGUAGAAAGUUCUGGCAACAGCACCUCGUCUGAAUCGGAUCAUUUGGAAAUUUCUCACGGCAAGAUUCCACAACGACCUGCACUCGCCAUUCCGGUGUCUAGUCACGUGUCAUCGAGGGCCAAUUCUUACCGACCACAGCCCAUCAAUUUUGGCGAGAAAGACAUCUUCGACAGGUUGCACACCAGUACCACCCGGAAACUCGGCGAGGCACCACUCUACGACACUCCUCCAGCUCCAAUCAAGAGACCCAUCGUAGCCACCAGUCCAGUCACGGAGCAAAAACAGAAGAAGUCCCGGUGGAGCUUGAUGGGAAAGAAAAACAGCGUUCCAAUUGCAGCUUAA